UUUUAUUGGGAGUUACUUCCUUUAUCCGAUAUAUCACUAACUUGAACUUAACAAGCUGUAUAUAUAAAAAGUAAACAUCUUCUCGACGAGAAUAAACAUAUGUAAAGAUGAUAGCAAUAAACCUAAAAAUAUACAUAUAUAAUUCUAAACUGUAAAGUAAUUUUUUUUUAUAUUAUGAUUUCGAUUCAAGCUGAACAAAACGAAGCCAUAAAAAUACACGCAGAAGAUAACUGUUGCUUAAGAUAAAUAUGUUUGCUAGGGCAAAUACGUCUAAGUGCCGUAUACACAGAGACCGCGGAGAGAAACAGAGUUUAACGUUACAGACUCAAUUAGCAACGAGUCCCCCUGCGGUUUAUUUGACAGCUUCUCGUCCCUAAUCUCCCUCACGAUUUUAAGCCACAAUACUAAACGUAGAGCAGGGGCCGCGGCAGAUAAAGCCUGCGCGCGGUACCAUUUGUAAUACCUUUUCCUAACGUAUAAAAAGGUACCACGGAUGGUACCGCGCGGUCUUGCCGGGGAUGAUGCGGCCGAUAAGCGUUCGCCGCGUUCGUGAUAUAAAUCGACGCGAUAUAUAAAACGCACAUUGGUAUAUAAACCGGCGGGCCAAGGAACGCUGCGACGCGGCGCGGCGCGGCGCGGUACGGAGCGGAGCGCGAACUUUUUGCCGUCACACAGUUUACCUCGCGACAGUUUACCAGUGAAUCCGCGAUAAACACGAGCCAGUGAUUUCCUCGCGAAGGGGGAUAUCCUCUCCUUUCUCUUUGCCUCUUCCGAGAGGUCGAUUCCGUUCUACCCGAUGACGAUGGGCACCACCGCGACGGCGCGUGUCAACGACGCGGCGUCAAAGCCCUUUCUGGUUAUCCUGCCGGAUAAGGAAAAGCAACAUCACGUGCUGCAAGUGCCGAAUAGCCCCGGCUCCUUCGGCAAGGGGAGGAAGCGCUUUCAGUUUCUAGUCAUUUUGUGCGCUGCGCUGGGCGGCAUGCAGGCCGGUAUAACGCUCGGUUGGACGUCGCCGAUCCUGCCGUACCUUACAUCAGCAGAAUCCUUUCUCACGGAGGAUCUAUCCGAGAGUCAGAUCUCUUGGGUAACAUCUCUGUUGGCGUUGGGCGCCAUUGUGGGUGCCGUGCCGGCCGGUAAGAUUGCCGAUCGAAUCGGUCGGAAAUGGGCCAUUUUCCUAAUAGCUAUCCCGUUCGCUACGUGCUGGCUCACCCUGCUCACGACCGGGAACGUUGUCAGCAUAUACGUCGCCCGGUUCAUCGGCGGCAUUGGUGCCGGGGCGGCUUGCGUCCUCGUACCGGUCUACGCUGGCGAGAUCGCCCAGGUGUCGAUCCGCGGCGCUUUGGGUGCCUUUUUUCCCCUGCUCUUCUCCUCGGGAAUCAUGUUCUCGUACGUGGCGGGCGCAUACUGCUCCUAUGUGGUCUUCAACAUCGCUUGCUGUGCUAUUUUAGUGCCCUUUGUCCUGGGCGUAAUCUUUAUGCCGGAGUCGCCGAUGUGGCUGAUUCAGAAAGAACGUAAGGCCCAAGCCGCCGAGGUGCUGACGGUCUUAAGGGGAUCGCAUUACGACAUUGCGGGGGAGAUAACUGUUCUCCAGGAUGACGUUGACAGGAUGACGAACGCGUCAGGUGGGAUAAGGGAUCUCAUUGGGACCAAGGCCGGGCGCAAGGCCGCCAUUACCUGCGUGGGACUCAUGUUCUUCCAGCAACUGUGCGGCGUAGAUGCGGUUUUAUUCUACACCGUCAACAUCUUUCAAGCGGCGAACAGCACGAUUGAUCCCUUCUUGGCGACCAUUGUUAUCGGACUCACAGAAGUAGUAAUGACGAUAUUUGUAGCUACCGUAAUUGACAGGUUCGGCCGAAAGCCUCUCUUGGUAAUAUCCGGCGCGAUGAUGACCAUUUGUCUGAGCGUCCUGGGUUACUAUUUCAAGCUCAAGGAUGAAGGAAGUGACGUGAGCACCUUCGGCUGGCUACCACUGACCAGCCUCGCGCUCUUCAACAUUGUCUUCUCGAUUGGUUACGGGUCCGUGCCGUUCACUGUAAUAAGCGAGAUAUUUCCGCCGGAAACCAAGGGUGUUGCCAGCAGCAUGUCCAUCGUGGUGCACUGGAGCCUGGUAUUCGCCGUAACCAAACUAUUCCCGACCAUGGAGGAUAAGAUGGGUCAGGCCGCGACCUUCUGGACGUUCUCGUGCUUUACCGCCGCGUCCGCGGUCUUCGCGUACUUCAUAGUACCGGAAACGAAGGGCAAGACAUUGCAAGAGAUACAGAACAAGCUCAAACGAAGGCAAAAAUCGAAAACGGAAUAUCAGGUCGAACCGAUUUGAAAACGGUGCAUCCUGCGUUCACCUUAUCGCAUUUUUGCAGCGCCGAGAUCAAGGAAUGGUCGAUGGAGGUCGAAACGCUAAAGUCUUGAUGAGGCAGAUGAGGGAGAGAAAGAGAGAGAGAAAAGAUAGAUACGUGUCUUAAAUUUUAUUUUUUUUACAAGAACGUUGACUCAGAAUUUAUCAAACGUUGACCCAGUUUACAUAGUUUCUUAUCUUUUCUACACGUGAUCACAGGACAAUUGUAUUGAACGCGAUUUUUAAACGUGUAAAUACUAUUAUUGAUGUGUGUAAUAUCUGCGCAAUAAUUUCACAUGCGCUAUAUUUCAAAUGUUUUAACAUACUUUAUGUUUUUAUUAAUAUCUCAUUUUUUAUAUACAAAAAUAUGUG
Monomorium pharaonis (pharaoh ant) is the source of this 2704-nucleotide messenger RNA. Its product is annotated as facilitated trehalose transporter Tret1. Gene Ontology annotation, molecular function: sugar transmembrane transporter activity. Gene Ontology annotation, biological process: carbohydrate transport; transmembrane transport. The record is from RefSeq and is a predicted model, not a curated record. Gene Ontology annotation, cellular component: membrane. The coding region runs from base 797 to 2317 and encodes 506 amino acids. The transcript has 3 exons. NCBI's taxonomy places the organism in Eukaryota, Metazoa, Arthropoda, Insecta, Hymenoptera, Formicidae.